This is a messenger RNA of Drosophila bipectinata, 2357 nucleotides long. RefSeq names its product zinc finger and BTB domain-containing protein 17. Lineage: Eukaryota; Metazoa; Arthropoda; Insecta; Diptera; Drosophilidae. Gene Ontology annotation, molecular function: zinc ion binding; RNA polymerase II cis-regulatory region sequence-specific DNA binding; DNA-binding transcription factor activity, RNA polymerase II-specific. Gene Ontology annotation, cellular component: nucleus. Gene Ontology annotation, biological process: regulation of transcription by RNA polymerase II. The record is from RefSeq and is a predicted model, not a curated record.
CCCUAAAACAAUGCCUAUAGACGCCAUCGAGUUGUAGUAAAUAAUAACAUCAAGCACCACUCGAUGGGAGAGCCUUCGCCUUAUCCUGAUUUGGCAACUAUUUGCCGCCUGUGUCUGAAGGAGCACCAGGAGGCGUACGGGAUCUUUGCCGAGGACGAGUCGCAGCUGUCGAUUCCUGUCCGUCUAAUGGCGUGCAUAGCCCUGGACGCCAAGCCGGGUGACAGCCUGCCCAAGAAGAUUUGCGACGAGUGCCGAUACCAACUGGAAAAGUUCUUUCUUUUUCGACAGCGAUGCCAGGCGGCAGACAAGAAGCUGCGAAAGCACAUUCGCCUGUUGGGUCUUGGGAAAAGAAGUCGUGUUUUCUGCAAGGAUCCGGAUGACGAUGACUAUGAUGAAGACGAGCUGGAGUUCGAGGACUCAAUUGCGUUUAUCAACAAGAAGGACAAGGCUCGGGAAGAAGCUGAGGAAAAGCGGCGAGAUGCGGCUAAGGAGGAGCAGGAGAAGGAGAUGGCCAAGCGGCUAUUGGAGUCGGAAGAGGAACUGCGCCAAAAAUUAUCCGUCGACUUGCGCAAGCAGCUGGCUCAGGAAGUACGCAGCGAUGUGCGCGAGGAGUUGCGCCAAGAGGUCACCGAGGAGGCACGCAAGGAACAGAUAGCCAGACUUGUGGGAGAGUUGGAGGUCUUUCUCACCGAGAAGAAAGCAGGAAUGUGGGAGGUUUUUGACAGCAGUGAAGAAUCUGAGGCAAAGUCCCUGCCCAAAACUUCUCCAGCUGCACAGCCAUCCCCCAAACCAGAUAGCAAGCCACAUGCCAAGCGGCGUCUGAUCACGACCUCAAAGCCUUCCUUGCAGUCCAUAAAAGUGAAAACUGAUGAUGAAGAGAUCCUCUUAAGUGGCAAUGCGGAGUCAUUGCCAGCUGAUGAGAUUGAACUGAGUACCAUCGAUAUGGACGAAGCAGCCGCACAGGCCGCGGACGAUUUCCGGGACAUCAAGAUGGUCGGGGCUGGUGAUGUGGAAGGAACCGAAGCUGAUGGUAUUUACAUCAUAAAUUCGACCAAUGCCGAGGAUACCAAACAGGACUCUACUCCUGAUUUUGAAGACGACAACGAUUGCACCUCCUACAACAUUAGAGAAAAUGGGGAAAUUCAAUUCAGCGGAGAGAAACCUUCAGAAAUGGACAAUGUUGUGGUUUUUAACUUGGACAGCGAGAUGUCUGGAGAGCAACAGGUCUACAACUUCGAAGAUAACGUAAUAAUACUGUCCAAGGACAAAUCCAGUGAUGAACCGCAGCCCGCCAAAAAGAAGCGAACGAAUGACCUGGUAUUUAAGCAAUCCACACGUGAAGGUCAGCCAAGAGCCGGAAGAGUGUCGGACACCGUAAAGACGUUCCAGUGCCAAUUGUGCCCGGUGGCUUUUGCCACGGAGAGGAUGUUCACCCGUCACAUGAACACCCACGUCAAGGGCUUAAAAAGCGGCAAGGGUGGCUCUCUGAAAUGUCCCAUCUGCGAGUUGCAGCUGUCUUGUUCCAGUUCCCUUAAGCGCCACAUGAUCAUCCAUACAGGAGUGAAGCCGUUCAAGUGCGAAGAAUGCGAUCAAUCCUUCUCACAACGCGAGGUUCUCAAGCGGCACAUGGACACGCACACGGGGGCCAAGCGCCACAAGUGCCCGCACUGCUCGAGCUGCUUCGCCCAAAAAUCCAACCUGCACCAGCACAUCAGACGAGUGCACUUGGAUAGCGGACGUUCCCACAAGUGCCAUCUCUGUCCGCGUAGUUUCCACCAUAUGUCGGGUCUAAGUCGACACUUGGUAACCCACUCGGGAAUCUACUUUGCCUGCAAAGAAUGUGGUAGACAGUUCAACGAUCGCAGUGCCGUGCAGCGCCACGUACAAACGGUGCACAAGAUCUCCAACAAGUCCGAGGACACCGCCUCCGACGCUGAAAUGAGCGAUGCUGAGUUUCUGGCUGAGUAGGAAGGAACUCCAAGGAUUGCUUGAAUAUCAUACAACUUUAUUCGCGAACUGGAGGGCUCACAAACGGUUGGCACCAAAUAUCAAAUAUAUAAUGCGUUAAAACAUUUAGAAAACAUGCAGCGUUAAACAGAUUAGCAAACAAUUACACAAAUUGGAACAGUUCAUCAACAGGAUUAUACAUAAAUAUCUAGCUAGACAUACGUUUUACAAUAUCGUUAAUAAAUACCACAUAAGAUGAUGUACAAUAUAGUCGAAUACUCGUAUUGUUAAUAAAGUCAUUUGUCCCUACGAAUAGGCUACGAAUGCAAUUGCCACUAAACUUUAAACUUAAGCUAAACGCCAACAAUCGAGAGUCCAAAUCUGGAUGCAAUAUACAAUUAUAAAAUGCA